Messenger RNA from Closterium sp. Naga37s-1, 1047 nucleotides. NCBI's taxonomy places the organism in Eukaryota, Viridiplantae, Streptophyta, Zygnematophyceae, Desmidiales, Closteriaceae. The record is from the annotation of a GenBank genome assembly.
AUGCAGAGAGGCGCAAGUGCUUCCCCUACAGUGCUCGUCCUCACAUCCAACGUGGCGCUCACAGCCCCCCUCCCCGCCCUCUCAGGCGCAGCCAAGCUGACAGUCAAGGGCGCGUGUGCCCCUUCCAGGUGCAUCAUUAGCGGGGGUGGCGCCUUCCCCAUAUUCACCUCCCCCUCGUCCGGCCCCACGGGGGGGGUGUUGACUCUGGUCAACCUCAACUUCCAGCGAGCGGCAGGAGGCGUCCUAUUCAACGUGCGGGCGGCGGUCAACGCGAGUCAAUGCGUGUUCUUGAGCAACACGGCUCCUGGCAUUGGCGGAGGGGUGCUCAGCGACUCCUUCCCUGGGACAGCCACCCCUCCGUACCGCCUCUUCUCGCGCUUCACCUUUCAGGGCAACACGGCGCCCAUCCUGGGGGGCGGAGCCAUCAGCAUCAACGCGGGGAGCCCGCUGGGCCGCGUGCCGCCGCUCUACUUCGUGCGCUGUCUCUUCAAGGACAACACUGCGCCCAGAAGUCUCGGAGGGGCCAUUUCAGUGGCGGGGAACGGCAGAGUGCGGUUCAAGACGUGUGUGUUUGAUGGGAACAACGCCGAACGCUGCAUCUCUCUUCGUCCCUUUCCAUCCCUCUCCCUCUCCAUCCCUUUUCAUCCAUCUCCAUCCCUUUCCAUCCGUCUCCGUCUAUCUCCAUACCUCCCCAUCCCUCUCCAUUCCUUCCCACCCCCCUCUCACAACCCCAUUCCCACCCUCCUCAUCCUCCCCAUCCAGGUGCAUCUGGGGGAGCCAUCUUCUCAUACGGUGCAUCCCUUGCCCUCGCGCGAGUCACCUUCAAGACCAACAGGGCCCUCGGCACCUCCCUUGCCGGCUCAUUUUCCUCGGGCCUCGGCGGUGCUCUCUACGCCGUCUCAGGGCUCCUCACCCAGUCAUCUCUCAGCUUUCGUCGUCCUUUUCGGGCAACUCGGGCAGCGCUGCCAACGGCGGCUCGCUGUACCUGCAGAAGGCGCCGGGCAGCCCAAAGUUUACGGGCGUGGUGACGUUUUGCAGCGGGAGUAA